AUGGCAACCUCCAGCGUCAGCAGGGCUGAUAUUGGCGACGCUCUGAGCAAGGCUAGGACCUUGACAGCUCUACUUGAAGCGUACGAUGGAACCUCGGCGAGCCACCUGUCGCUGUUAAAACAUACCAACCACAUUCGUGCUGCGUUGGAAGAGCCGUACGACAUAGGUAUCCGGUGGCUAGACAACUUCAGCGCCGCUGCAGCUCUAUACGUUCUCAUCCAAAUCAAAGCCUUUGAGAAUAUUCCAGAGGAGGCAAGCGUAACCGCCACGGAACUUGUGGGCAAAUGUAAAGUCGACGUCUCGGUCAUCACUAGAGCUACGCGCGUCCUCGUGGUGAACGGCAUCUUCGACGAGGUCGGCUCUGAUGAAUAUAGCCAUAAUGAGCUCUCGCGGGCAUUUGCACCCACCCGGUUGGGAGGCUUCGUCUGCUUGCUAGGAGACUUCAUGGGGGUAUGGAGUGCAUUCCCCAACUACGUCAAGAGCCACAAGCCCGAGGAUUUAUACGACACCAAGAAGAGUCCGUUCGCUUAUUCCAGGGGCUACGAGCGCAAGUCGUGCUACGAGGUACUCAACUUGGAUCCUGAACGGCGCAUGCAAUUCAACGUCGCGAUGCAAUAUUUAAACAAAGACUUUCCAGUCUUAGACAUGUUUCCUUUUAGGGAGUUGGAGGACUUUGUUAGGAAAGAACCUGACCGGCCGUUCAUUGUGGAUGUUGGCGGGGGCCGAGGCCAAGCCCUGGUCGAGAUAAGAAAACAUUGCGGGGGUUCCUUUGGGGGAAAGCUCAUCUUGCAGGAUCUACCCAUCGUAAUCAACACUUUACGAGCAGAAGAUGUUCCCGGGAUCGAGCUGAUGGCCUACGACAUAUUCACACCGCAACCAGUCAAGAGUAAGCUUCCGCUGCAUGCAGUGCAUACAUACUUUGUCUGGAACUGCUGA
Molecule: messenger RNA, 936 nt
Organism: Purpureocillium takamizusanense
Lineage: Eukaryota; Fungi; Ascomycota; Sordariomycetes; Hypocreales; Ophiocordycipitaceae
Exons: 1
Coding region: 1-936 (311 amino acids)
Molecular function (GO): methyltransferase activity
Source: RefSeq, a predicted model, not a curated record